Messenger RNA from Mucor mucedo, 4902 nucleotides. RefSeq lists its product as uncharacterized. The transcript is spliced from 7 exons. The record is from RefSeq and is a predicted model, not a curated record. Gene Ontology annotation, cellular component: plasma membrane. Gene Ontology annotation, molecular function: ATP hydrolysis activity; ATP binding; magnesium ion binding. The coding region runs from base 1 to 4743 and encodes 1580 amino acids. Gene Ontology annotation, biological process: phospholipid translocation. NCBI's taxonomy places the organism in Eukaryota, Fungi, Mucoromycota, Mucoromycetes, Mucorales, Mucoraceae.
AUGUUUUCAAAAAUAGCUACUCGACUUCGGUCAAAAAGUAGUUCACAGCCUAAAAAGAAUGCGUUUCCAGAGGCUUCAACCGAAAGACGUACAAUAUAUGUGAACAUGAACAUUCCAACAGAUGAUCUCGACGAUUACGGACAACCCACUCGAUACUAUAUUUCAAAUCAAAUUAAUACAGCAAAAUACACCUGGUACACUUUCCUACCAAAAAAUUUGUUUGAACAGUUUAGAGGGAUCGCCAAUCUGUACUUUUUAUUCCUAGUCAUAUUACAAAUGUUUCCAUUAUUCAGUGCAGCUUCUUCACCAGUGCUUGUCGUUUUACCUCUAGCGGCUAUCCUAAUUUUAACAGGUGCCAAAGAUGCAUUUGAAGACAAUAAAAGACAACAAACCGAUCAAAGUGUAAAUAAGGCUGUAACUUUUACUUUAAAUGCAACAAGCUGGAAGAAUGUGAAUAUACCCGUGUACAAAGUAGCCAGAUGGAAAAGGUGGCUCAAUUCUAGAGAAGCUACUAGUAGAAUGCCUUAUCGACCUGGUCAAGUACCUCAUUCCGUCUUAAGAUCGUCAAUGCAACAACAACUAAAGCGCAUAGAACUAAACGAGAAAAAUAAUUAUCAAGGCAGAAAAUCAACCUCAGCCCGUCAGCCUCUUGACCAAAGAUGGUCAAAGACUUAUUGGCAAAACCUUAAAGUAGGCGAUUUCGUUAUUCUAAGAAACGAUGACGCUGUGCCUGCAGAUAUCGUCGUAUUAUCCUCCUCCGAGCCCGACGGUCUUUGCUAUGUGGAAACUCAAAACUUGGAUGGUGAAACCAACUUAAAAAUCAAGAGAUCCUUACAGGCAACCAAUGAAAUUAAGACUCCAGAAGAUUGUGAAUUGGCCAAAUUUUAUAUCGAAAGUGAGCCUCCACAUGCCAAUCUUUAUUCUUAUAAUGGUGUCUUAAAAUGGAAAGUGGAGAACAAUGAUUUGGUUCGUACCGAAACAACGAGACGUAGACAAGAUUCGUCCCUUCAAAUGGAUAGUGCUGAACUUGAAACAAUUGAUGAAACAAUAGACAGCGAUGAUGAUGAAGAGGAUGGCCGAGAAAGAGUAUCGCAUGAAAAAACAGAAGCUGUAACAGGAAAUUCCGUUUUACUUCGUGGCUGUGUUUUGCGUAAUACUGGCUGGGUUAUUGGUCUCGUCUUAUUCACAGGUAACGAGACAAAGAUCAUGUUAAACUCGGGAAAAACGCCAAGUAAAAGAAGUAAAAUGGAAAAAGCAACCAACCCAUAUGUUAUCGUUAAUUUUGGCUUAUUGCUGAUUUUAUGUUUGAUUUGCUCUAUCGCCGCAAGCAUUGUCUAUGAUAUUGAAUCCUCUGCAAACUUUUUUGAGAGUAAAGAAGCUGAAAGUGGUACAAUGGAAGGCUUUAUUAUGUUUUGGACUACAUUGGUUAUCUAUCAAAAUAUUAUCCCUAUUUCAUUGUAUAUCUCUGUUCAAAUUGUCAAAACCGCAGCCGCCUAUUUCAUUCAUACAGAUAUUGACAUGUACAAUACAAGAUUAGACCAACCUUGUACGCCAAAAACGUGGAACAUUUCCGACGAUUUAGGCCAAAUUGAGUAUAUUUUUUCGGACAAGACGGGUACUUUAACGCAAAACAUUAUGGAAUUUCGAAAAUGUACCAUCAACGGUGUCUCGUAUGGUUUGGGUGAUACAGAAGCGGCUAUAGGUGCCAAAUUACGCGAGGAUGAUAAUACCGCCGAUAACCCAGCCUUUCAAGAUUCCGCCAAGAUUUCCAAUCAAUUAGACUUGGAAAAGGCUCGUGCUGAGAUGCUGAAAAAGCAAUCAGAAUUGUUCAACCAUAAAUAUAUCAACCCACAUUCUACUUUUGUAGACCCAAAGUUGUACGAUGAUAUUGCAGCCCAAGAUGAGCAUUCUCAAAGUUUGGUCCAUUUCUUUUCAGCCCUUGCUUUAUGUCACACGGUCAUUCCUGAAGUGCCCAAUCCUGAUUUUCCAAACCAAAUUGAAUAUAAGGCCCAAUCACCCGAUGAAGCUGCGCUGGUAGCAACUGCACGAGAUAUGGGUUUUACUUUUGUAGCCAGAGAACAAGAUAAUGUGGUGGUCGAUAUUAUGGGCGAAACAAGAACGAUGAAUUUAUUGCACGUGCUUGAAUUUAAUUCAACACGAAAACGUAUGAGUAUCAUUAUGCGUUCUCCCAGUGAUAACAAAAUCAUCUUAUUGUGUAAAGGUGCUGACUCAGUGAUAUACGAAAGACUCUCCAAGGACUUAAACCCCGACAACGAAGCUGACCAGAAUCAAAAACAAAUCAGAGAAGAGACCUUACAACAUUUGAGUGUCUUUGCUAACGAAGGUCUUCGUACACUUUGUAUUGCCAGUCGGUUUAUCGAAGAAGAUGUCUAUCAAAAAUGGGCUUUACGUUAUAAAAAUGCUUCAAACAGUAUCAGUAAUCGCGACGAACAAAUUGAAAGCGUAUGCGAGGAAAUUGAAAACUCAUUAACCUUGAUUGGUGGUACAGCUAUCGAGGACAAGUUACAAGAAGGUGUUCCGGAUACCAUUGCCGUUCUCGCUGAAGCUGGUAUCAAAAUUUGGGUACUCACGGGAGAUAAAGUUGAAACAGCUAUCAAUAUUGGAUUUGCUUGCAACUUAUUGACAAAGGACAUGUUGUUAAUUAGCAUCAAUUCGAGAACUGAGGAGGAAACAAUGGAGCAGAUACGCAAGGCAACCGAGGAAGUCGAAGAGAAAUCAAAGACACAAAAAUGUGCUUUGGUCAUUGAUGGUGAAUCACUAAAGUUCGGUUUAGAGCCCCAGUGCAGACAGGAGUUAUUGGAUUUGGGUACUCAAUGUCGUGCGGUUGUUUGUUGUCGUGUCAGUCCUAUGCAAAAAGCCAAGGUUGUGAAUUUGGUAAAGAAAGGGUUGAAGGUGAUGACCUUGGCUAUCGGUGAUGGCGCAAAUGAUGUGUCUAUGAUUCAAGAGGCAAAUGUCGGUGUUGGUAUCUCGGGUGAAGAAGGUAGACAGGCUGUGAUGGCAUCAGAUUAUGCUAUUGCUCAGUUUAGUUAUCUCAGUAAAUUGCUUUUGGUGCAUGGUCGUUGGUCUUACUUGCGUACAUCUGAAAUGAUUUUCACCUUUUUUUAUAAAAACAUUAUGUGGACUCUGGUACUGUUCUGGUAUCAGCUGAUGUGUAGCUUUACUGGCACAAUGAUGUUCGAUUAUUCUUAUAUCACUUUGUAUAAUUUGGUAUUCACUUCUUUACCCUGUAUCAUUGCCGGUGUUUUUGAUCAAGAUCUUAAGGCUGAGUAUUCAUUCAAGUUCCCUCAAUUGUAUCUUAUGGGUAUUCGUAAUGAUAAAUUUACAACAUGGAGAUUUUGUUUAACGGUUGUUGAUGCUAUUUAUCAGUCUGCGGUUUGUUUUGGAUUACCAUACAUGGUUUUUAUUGGACCAAAGUUAAGCAGUGCUGGUUACGAGACUGAAGGCGUUACAGAGUUUGGUACAUUCAUUGCUGGUAUUGCUGUUGUCGUUGCGAAUACACUUGUAGGUCUUACAAUUUUCAGCUGGACCUGGAUCAUGUUUUUAUGUAUUGUUAUUUCCAGUGCAACAUUCUUUAUUUGGACAGGCAUCUACUCUCACAUUAUGUCUUUCACAUUUUAUGGCGAAGUAAUUUUGUUUGGUGAAGGAACAUUCUGGCUUUGUCUCAUCCUAACCUUUAUCGUUUGCUUGCUUCCACGCUUUGCCACUGUUUACUAUUUGCAAGUUUAUAGUCCUUACGACAACGAUAUUAUUCGCGAAAUUGUUCUUUGUGAUAAAAACUCACCUUUAGCCAACAUGAACAAGUUCUUACGCAGAGAUACUCAAAAGGAAGGCUUUUUUGACGAAGAAGAGGAAGCUUUAAAUAUCAACUUGACAAGAACUCGAUCCACUGAUCAAAGAGAUCACCCACUUAACUUGCUGGAUAGUGACAGUGAUAUUGCAUUGACAGAGAGUAAAAAAUCCAAGAAGUUUGGAAGUGGUAAAUUUGGAUUGUAUCGUAGCGCCACCACGGAUUCUACUAAGAGUGAAAUCAUGAACAUGAAGACGGGUAAAAGAACCUCAUUUACCGGUUUUGCUUACUCCUCCGAUGACAACCACGUAUUUGACGACUUUAGAAAAUCAGUUUACAGAACCAAUAGCAAUCACGCUUCCCAACCUAAUAUAUCAUCGCGUCUAUCAAUGCUUAGUUUGCCUCCCACCGACGAAAAUGCAAAAGAAAACGGUAAAGAUUGGAUGCCAAUUGAUGGGUUUAGACUUCGUCAAUACGACACAGCGCCCUCUGUUUUAUCAUCCUCCUCAAAUAAAAAGGGAUCCAGCUUUGGAAAAAAGAUGAUGAAAGCCAUGAAAAAUCGCAUUGUUCAGCCAAAUUAUAAGAAGAGUAAUCAACCACAGUCAAGAUUAGACACCAUCGUACAAACACGAGAUUCGUCUAUGGAUUCAUCCACACAAGGAAGUGUAUUCGAUAAUAAUACAAUGUUAUUACCUUUAACACCCAACGCUCAGGAAUCAUUUGUUGCCCCCGCCAUUCCAUCUCAUCUUACAGAAACGCCGUAUCAGCAGACUCCCAUUGCAAAUAUUCAACCGUUGCAACCCUUUUUGCUUCAUCAACACAAUCAAAGUAGUCACCAUGAUCCCCAGCAGCAACAGCAGCAGCAACCACGUCGCGGUGAUAAUCAUUCGCCUCCAAAUCUCUCCCCAUCUUCUUCUUCCCCGACUCACUACUAAAAAAGAGAAACAUACGUGUUUUCUCUAUACAUAUAUAUAUAUGCACAUACACAUAAAAUAGACCCCUCAUUUUUUUCCCCCUUACACCGGGUUUUCUUACCCUAUUUAUAAAAAGUUGGCUGUAAUUUUCCAUAUUUUAUUGGAGCACCAAAAUUGAAA